Dentiscutata erythropus is the source of this 192-nucleotide messenger RNA. The record is from the annotation of a GenBank genome assembly. NCBI's taxonomy places the organism in Eukaryota, Fungi, Glomeromycota, Glomeromycetes, Diversisporales, Gigasporaceae.
AUGAAAACAUAUUAUGAGAACUUUGAGAGUUCCUCUUCAACAAUAAGACAAAGUCGUCGUCGUCGUCCUUCAGCUAAUAACAUUUCAGCAUCGCGGGAAACAUCAAUAAACCAAGAUGGCAGAUCUUUAUUUAGUGAUGGAUUUGGACGAAAUAUUUCUCUAGCUGAUGAAGAGCUCAACCUUGAAACAUAA